AUGAUUCCUCAACCAUUAUCGAUGCGACAAGUAGUUUCUAUUAUUCUAUUUUGUUUAGUUAUAUUUAUUUUAAUUGUUUUAUUUUUACUUCAAUCUUCUCAAUGUUUAAAAUGUUCAUCAUAUUAUUUUCAAAAUAUAUCAUCAACAGCAAAGACAUUUUACAAAGUAAUAAAUAAUACAGAAGAUGAAAAACUAUCAAUUGAUCAUUAUUCCAUAUUGUGUCUUGAUAUGGGAUAUCGUUUUGAUAACGAACAAUAUUUACCUGAAUCACCUUUACUUAAAGUUCCAUCAAUUAAUUCAACAAGACUUUAUCGUUUGCCUUAUUGUUAUUCUCAAUGGAAAUCUUCUCCUAAUCUUUCUCGUAGUUUAACUUCAUGUGAACAUUCAUUAGUUAUGCGUUUAUUAAUGAUUAUUGAACGAAUAUGUCGAAAAAAUAAUAUAACAUUUAUGUUAAUGUAUGGAUCAUUAUUAGGUUCAUAUAGACAUCAUGAUAUAAUACCAUGGGAUGAUGAUAUUGAUAUAAUUAUACCUAUUGAAGAACAUCAACGUUUUAUUCAUAUUAUUAAUCAAAUGAAUAAAACAUUAGUACAACAUUAUGUUUUAUUAAAUGGAGCAGGAAAACUAAAAUAUUCUAAAGUCUUUUUUAAAAAUACUCCAUCAGCUGGAGGUUAUUCAUGGAAUUUUCCAUUUAUUGACAUUUUUUUCUAUAUUACAAAUGAAACACAUUUAUGGGAAACGACUAAUCCUGAUAAUAUUAUAAAAAAAGAAUAUAUUUUUCCAUUAAUAAUGAGACCAUUUGGAGAAUUAUGGUUACCUGCACCACGAAAACCUGAAAAAUUUUUUAAUUUUGAUCCAUAUGAUAAUUGCAUAGGACAUUUUUGGAAUCAUCGAUAUGAAAUAGGACAAGAACAACUUUCAACUAAAUGUAAUCAUCUUAAACAUAUUUAUCCCUUUGUUGAACGACAUAAUCAAUCAAAUUCAAUUGAAAUUUUAAGAACAAAUCAUACUAUUAUUCAUACUAUUUUUUAUAACUAA
Messenger RNA from Rotaria sordida, 1035 nucleotides. NCBI's taxonomy places the organism in Eukaryota, Metazoa, Rotifera, Eurotatoria, Philodinida, Philodinidae. The record is from the annotation of a GenBank genome assembly.